Thecamonas trahens ATCC 50062 is the source of this 4266-nucleotide messenger RNA. RefSeq lists its product as uncharacterized. Gene Ontology annotation, molecular function: protein binding. NCBI's taxonomy places the organism in Eukaryota, Apusomonadida, Apusomonadidae. Bases 1 to 4203 code for a protein of 1400 amino acids. The transcript is spliced from 2 exons. The record is from RefSeq and is a predicted model, not a curated record.
AUGCACCUCGUGGCGCCUGGGCCUGCCAUCAGCGGCACCUGGCCGACCGCCCCGCCGACUGCCUCGUCGGUCGACGAAUGGGCCGCCCAAUGGGCCAGCGAGGUGGUUGGCGCGCUGACGGCGGUACCCGCGGCGGUUGUCGUCGUGCCCGCCGGCGAGGCACCGGCGCUCGCCUUGGGCCGGGCGCCCGCAGUGCUGGGAAGCGGCUGGCGGCCGGCGGUCGGCGUCGGCUCGCCGCCCGAGCAGGCGUUGGGCGAGGCGCUUGGCGCUGCGCUCGACUCUUGCGGCGCGUUUACUGCCAUUGUCCCCGUCGCCGUCUGCGCCCUCCCGUGGCCGCCGUCGCUCGCCUCGACGCUCGCGUCCACGCUCGACGCGCUGACCAGCCUCGAUCCGGCGACGUGUCCACUGGCGGCGCGAACCGUCAACGCGCGGGUGCUUGUGCUUGAGAUGCAGCGGCUGCUGCUCGCCAUGGCCCGCGCCGGCCACGCGCUGCUGCUGGUGGUCGAUCCGCUGCCGGACGCCGCCCAUCUCGCCCUCCUCACCUCCGCCAUCCGUCCGCCGCACGCCGUCCUCGCCAUCGACCCGGUCGCGGCCACCGUCCCGCUCUGGGUCGCCGCACCCUCGGCCGCCCCCACUGCGGCUGCGCUCGCCGCCUGGACCUCCGCCCCGCCCACCGGCGCCCUCACCGAUCUGGUCGCCGGCGCCCUCGCCGCAUGCGCCCCGCCGGCCCGCGGACUCCUCGCAACCCUCGCCGCCCUCCCGCCCACCGCCGGUGUCGCGCCGGCCAUGCUCGCCGCCUUUGUCGCCGCCAUCACCGGCGCCGACAUGCCCGCCGCCCACGCGCUCGUCGCCCAGCUCCACGAUGCCGGCCUACUCUCGCUCGCCCACGACGCAUACAAUGAGCGGGUCAUCCCCUCCAUCGUCCGCAGCGCGCUUGGCGAGCUCCUCCCGCGCCCCGCAGCUGCAGCGCUUGCCCUCGCCCUGGUGAGCACCGCUCUUCCUGGCGGGCCCGCCCGAUGGCCGCCUCUUGCGGCGGCGGCGGUAGCGGCGGCGGCAGCCGGAGCAUCGCCGGCGAGCAGCGGAAUGAUGGCGCUCGAACGGCUGGCAGCAGCGGCGCUGCGCAGCGGGGCGACGGGCUCGUGGGCCGUCCGCCGCGGGACGGCGGCAGUUGUGGAGGUCGGCUGCGCGGCUGGCGCUGCAGCGGCGCUUACCGACCUCGGGUACCUGGUGCGGCGGAUGUGCGGAUCGGCGGUGUGCGCCGUCGACGGGCUGGUCAUCGACACUCUCGCCUGCACCAGCGCCGGGCAUGAGCUCGGCGCCUUGGUCGGCGCCCUGCGCGCCGGCGCCACCAUGGACCUCGGCGAGCCGACCUCGCUGCCCGGCGAGCUAGUCGCCCAUCUCGGCGGUGAGGGCGCGCCGCGUGAGUUGAUGCCGCUCCUGCGCGCCGCCCUCUGCGCUCCGGCCCCAUCGGUCGUCCCGCUCACCCCGCUGCCGCGGCCGGUCCUCACCGAGGAGCCCAUCCCGCUCAUCGCCUCCACCGUCGCCGUCGACGCCUGCGCCGCGGGCCUCGCCGUCGCCGUCGACUCGGUCGGCUCGGCCUGGGUCGUCGACACAGACCGCGGUGCCGUCCUCGCUCGCCUCGCCACCGCCUCGGCCCCGCCGCUCAAGACCCGUCACACGCCGAUGGCCGUCGUCGCCCUGGCCGCGCACCUGCCGCCAUCGGCAUCGGCAUCGUCAUCGACAUCGCCCGCGCCCGUCCAGCUGCUCACCGUCGUCGCCGGCACCCCCUCCGGGCGCCUGGUGGUGUGGACGCCCAUCGGUGCCGGAUCGGACGCGGCGGGAGGCGAGAUGGCGUACCACGCCGUCCCGACCCAGGUCGUCCAUCCGAGGCCCGGCCCGCUGGUGGCGCUGGUAGCACUCCGCGCCCGCGGCGAGAGCACUGCCUUUGGCGCCGUCUCGUUGGCCGCCGAUGGCAGCGCGGGCAUCUGGCGAGUCGACGCUCUCGGCGGACUCGUCCUCCACGCCGCCCUCUCGGCCGUCCCUGCCCUCGUCUCCGCACCCGGUCCGCCCGCGGUGGCCAUCGUCGCCACCCUCGAGCCGGUCAUCGUCCGCUGGGCCCGCGGCGCCGCCGAGGUCGUCCUCACCAAGAGCUCGCCGCCGUACGCCACCACCAUGGCGCCGAUCUCCGGUCUCGGCCAGGCGCUGCUGGACGGCGUGGUGUCACUCAGCUCCGCCUAUCCGCUCCCGGCGGUGGCGGCCUGGGCCGGAAGCGUCGUCGUCAUCAUCGGCGCCCUGCCCGCUGCGCCGGCCGUCCUCGUCCCCAUCGCCCGCCUCGUCGCGCCGUGGGCAGACAUCGCGGGCGUCGUUGGCGGGCCAUGCGGCGCGGUUGUGGCGUGGCGGGCCGACGGUUUGGUGGCCAUGUGGCAUGCACCGCUGGCAGCCAGGACCGAGGGCGAGGGCGAGGCUGUGCCGGCCGCCGAUGCGAUGGCGCAGCUCGCCGUCGAGGGCCCGCUCCUCGGCGCCGGCGCCGUGGUGGCGUGCGAUGGGGCGGCGGUGGUGGUGGGAUGGUCUGGCGCGCGCCCAGGCGCCGGGCGGGUGGCCGUCUGGCUGCCAGCGGACGGGACAACGACGAGCUACCGCCUCGGCUAUCCGCUGGUCGGCGCGGUGGUGACACCCGACGCGCGGAGCGUGCUUUCGUGGUCGACAGACUGCGCGCUGCGGAUGUGGCGCCCGUCGUCGAGCGCGUCGCGCGCCGGGCGCGCAGCAGGCGCAGGCAGCGCCGCGGGCGUGGUCGCUCUCACGCCCGGGCCACGGGCCUUGGCACUGGCCACCUGGGGCGGGAGCGAUGACGCUGGGUGCUGUCUCCGGCUGUGGCGCAUGGUCCGCGGUGCUGGUGACGCUGCAGGCGCGCAGCAGCUCUGCGGGCACGAUGCACCCGUGCUCGGCGCUGCCGUCGCCUCGCCGCGCCGCCGAUGGGGCCGCCUCCCACUCCUCGCCACCUGGGCCGCCGAUGGCUCGGUUGCUGUCUGGCAGGCGGACGAGCCCGAGGCCAAGGCAUACCUCGCCGCGCCUGUGGCCACCAUCGACGCCCACGCCAGCGACGUCCUCGGCGUCCUUGUCCUCCGCCACGGCGCCAUCGCCGACGACCUCGACUGCGAUGCCGAUCCGACGCCUCAUCCUACGGUCACCCUCCCCGUCCUCCUCACCUGGUCCAAGGAGCCGACUAUGGUCAUCUGGGCGCCUGCCCCGCCGUCCCCAUCGGUAGCGCCCGGCACGCAUGCCGGCUAUCAGCGGCUGCAGCAGCUCGCCUGCCCCACAGGCUGGGUCCGUGGCGCCGUCCGCCUCGAGCGCCACACAGGCGCCCUCCCACACAUUGUCUCGUGCUCUGGCGACGGAGCAGUGCGGGUGUGGCGGGCGAUGGAGGAUGAUGGCAAUGGCGAUGGCGAUGGCGAUGGCGAUGGCGAUGGCGAUGGCGAUGACGAGCGCGAGCGCGAGCGAGGCCGCGGGCUGUACGAGGCCCGGGCGGCACAGGUGCUCGGCGGGCACACCCGCGGGGUCAAGGGUGUGCUGGUGCGACGCAACGGCGGCCUGGUCUCGUGGUCGUACGACGGGACGCUGCGGGUGUGGGCGAGGGUGGGCGGCGGGGCGUUUGGCGAUUCAGCGACAUCAGUGCUGCAGCAGCCGUCGCGGGUGCUGGCCGAUGCGCUAGAGGCUGCUGAUGGAAAGCUCCUCUCCUGGGGCCGCGAGCAGCUGGCGGUUUGGGCGCCCGAUGGCACCGGCGGCUACCUCUCGCCGCCCGUCGCCGUACUGGCCCUCUACCUCCCGCGGGCGGUGGCGAUGCGGGUGGCGGCGGCGGCCGGCACGAUGCCCGGACACAACACGCUGAGCGGAUGCGGGCCGGUGCGAUCUGGCGGAGUGUACGUCGAUGCCGUGGCCGUUGGCCUGCAGACUGGCCUCGCCGUCACAGCCUCGCACCCGCCCAUCGUCCUCGCCGGCAGGCUCCGGCCGCCGCUGGCCGACGCGGGGUCGGGCGCCCGCGAUCCGCGCCUCCUCCUCCACCUCCCGCCUGAGCUCCUCCACUACCACCUGCUCACCCACCUCUCACACGCGGACGGCAUUGCUCUUGCCCUCACCUGCCGCGCUCUCUACGCCCGCCUCGCCGACCACUACCUCCCAUCUUGGGCCCGUCUGGACGAGCUGUGACCGACUGUGGUUCUCCGUGGUUCGCGCAAUCAUAUGCUUUCCCCUUGCGCCCGCCCCCUCCAC